Besnoitia besnoiti is the source of this 318-nucleotide messenger RNA. Its product is annotated as SAG-related sequence. The coding region runs from base 1 to 318 and encodes 105 amino acids. The record is from RefSeq and is a predicted model, not a curated record. Gene Ontology annotation, cellular component: membrane. The transcript is spliced from 2 exons. NCBI's taxonomy places the organism in Eukaryota, Apicomplexa, Conoidasida, Eucoccidiorida, Sarcocystidae.
AUGCAAGACCGGGAGUUGAAGGGCGGCUCGAGGAAGGCGUUCGCUGCGGUUUUCUCGAUAUUCGCGAACAGCUGGUGGCAGAAGGCCGAUAACGUGAAGACGGCCUCUGUGCUCACGAUUCCCAAGAAGGACUUGCCGGCUGAGGCGCGCCACUUCCUGUUGGGCUGCAUUCCGAAGAAGCCAGCAUCGGAUCUCCAAGGAAAAGAAGAUACUGAUGUCCAUAAAGCCGCCUCCGGUGGUGCCGCGGGACACUCGGCUUGCAACGUGUUGGUGACGGUGAAGGCAGCGAGCUCUUCGACAUCGGCAGCCGCUUUGUAA